CUCUCAGCUCUCAACAAACCAUGUCUCAGGCUUCCUCUAGUCAGUGUGAACAGUUGGAAUAGUUAAUAAUAAGAAUGCACUUAUCAUUAAUUUCAGAUAAAACACAUGCAUUCUCAAUAUUUAUGUUCAGUCGAUUUAACAGAUUAGAUGCAAUAAUGGAAUCAGUGCAUGUUCUAUAUGUACAGAAAUUACACAGCAAAGAUGCCUUAAUGGAUUGAAAUGAGGUUUCCCCCAGGUACUCUGGUUUCCUCCCCUGGUCCAAAGACAUGCAUGCUUUAAGAACGGGGAAACGACGCUGAUUGGCUGCAGCUGCUUUCCCACUGAGGUUGCGUAGACUGGAUCAGGAACUGGAUGUAGAAAAGAUUUCUCUAUCUGGAAAAAAAUGGCAAAGAGGGAUGCGAGCACUACGAAGUUACCAGUCGAUCAGUACCGCAAACAGAUCGGAAAGCAGGAUUAUAAGAAAACCAAGCCGGCUUUGCGAGCCACACGACUGAAGGCAGAGGCAAAGAAGAGCGCUCCAGGAAUCAGGGACAUUAUCUUGGUGAUCAUGGCCUUGCUGGUCUUCCUGCUGGGGGUUUACGCCUUCUUCUACCUCAACCUGAGCACCGAGCUGAACCUGGACACCGACCUGGACUAAAGAAGAAGAAGAAAAAAGUGAUGAAGGAUUCUGCGAGGUUGGAGGCUGUGUUACAAUCAGAAAGUGUUCUUCUCUGACAGAACCUCUCAGUGCCCUUCUUGACUGCUAAGAACCCAGUGAUUGGACCUUUUGCUUUGUCUUUAAAGAUGCUCAACAUCUGCUUUUUCACAUUUUUAUAAAAUGUUAAUUAUUUCCUAAGGGACCAAGAGUUAAUUAAUUGAGGGUAGUUUACCAUACGUGGCUGUUAGGAGUGAGUCCAAGGAGUGAACCAUGAUUAAGUCUUUCUUUGCUUAAUGAUCUUUUUUCUGUUCCAGUGCUUUCUUUGAUUUUAUAUUUUCUGGGAUUUCUGGAACACCCUUAUUCCCCACAGCUCAGGAAAUUAAAGGCAUAAAGCUGACUGAGUGUGUACAGCAUGAAGAAUAUUGUGUGUGUGUCUGUGUGUGUGUGUGUGUGUGUGUGUGUGUGUGUGUGUGUGUGUGUGUGUGUGUGUGUGUAGAGAGCUUGCCCAGCUUAUUAGAACCUUAAAUAAUCAUUGUCUAUAAAAUCUCUAGCAAUAAAAGAAAUCAUUUUGUCAUAAAGAUCUUCAUGAGCUCUCUGCUAAUGAUAAUCUGUGAAUCCUCCAUUACUUAAGAACCUGCCUGGUUCACAAGGACACGUGAAAAAUAUCAAGCUUGACAUUCUAGAUGAAUUUGGAUGUUAAUCGUGUAAACAUUCAGAACCGACUCGUUUAAAGUUGCUUUACGGUAUUAUCGUCUGUGUGAAACUUCUUUUGCUCAGGAUUAGUGUUCAAAACAUUUUGAAAGGAAGGAUUACUGUUUUCAUCAGUUGGUUUUGAAACAGUUUUUGUACCCCAUUUGUUUUGAAGGCUUUUGAUGGAUCACAAUAAAAUAUAACUUGUUUACA
Molecule: messenger RNA, 1540 nt
Organism: Tachysurus fulvidraco (yellow catfish)
Lineage: Eukaryota; Metazoa; Chordata; Actinopteri; Siluriformes; Bagridae
Gene: triqk
Product: triple QxxK/R motif containing
Exons: 6
Coding region: 383-637 (84 amino acids)
Cellular component (GO): endoplasmic reticulum membrane
Source: RefSeq, a predicted model, not a curated record